Cyprinus carpio (common carp) is the source of this 727-nucleotide messenger RNA. RefSeq names its product interferon-induced protein 44-like. NCBI's taxonomy places the organism in Eukaryota, Metazoa, Chordata, Actinopteri, Cypriniformes, Cyprinidae. The record is from RefSeq and is a predicted model, not a curated record. The coding region runs from base 70 to 414 and encodes 114 amino acids. The transcript has 3 exons.
AAAAGUGAAACAAACCUUGAGGAUCUGACAAACUGCCUGGUCUACGUCAUAGCAGCUGACAAAGUAUCAAUGAUGAAUCAUGAUGUCUUUAGAAAGAUAAGAGAAAUUAGAGAGAAGGCCAGCAGUCUGGAAAUUCCUCAGGUAAUCAUCAUGACGAGGGUGGAUGCAGUGUGCCCACUAGUCAGAAAAAAACUAAGAAAAAUCUACACUAGCAAGAAGAUAAAAGAGAAGAUGCAGGAGUGCUCUAAUUCAGUUGGUGUCCCUGUGAGCCACAUCUUCCCUGUGAAGAACUACCACGACGAGAUUGAUACACAAAAUGACAUGGAUGUGCUGAUCCUGAGGGCUCUCGCACCGAUUGUGCAAAUUGCAGAUGAUCUGGUGUACAGAAGAAAAAGUGGUUCUGAAAAAUGUUAAUCUGAAUCUAACACAAUAGAGAAAGCAUAGGCAAUUGUGGGAACGUGUAUUAAUGAAUUUUAAUUCUUCUCAUGCUGUGUAACGUAUAACUGUAGCUUUAUACUCAAGGCUGAACUGCCUCCUAUGUUUCUGGUAAGAACUGAUAAACCAGUACAUGGUGCACCAGGAACUGGGACGCAUGUCAACGCUUGAGCAGACAGGGAGGGUGAUAUAUGUACUUGGGAUUUCUGUGUUCUCAGCCACUUCUUCUCUUCUCAUCUGACACUUGACUAGUAAGCAUAAUUAAUAAAAGUCUCUUCUUCUCCACCCCAAA